This is a messenger RNA of Prunus armeniaca (apricot), 2025 nucleotides long. NCBI's taxonomy places the organism in Eukaryota, Viridiplantae, Streptophyta, Magnoliopsida, Rosales, Rosaceae. The record is from the annotation of a GenBank genome assembly.
AUGUUGCUGUUGGCUUACUUAGUGCCAAAGCUCUCUUCAGUCGUUGGCUCGUUGACUCUGUUCUUCUGUUCUUGGAUGGAAGGAUCAUAUCCAUCUUUAGACUGGAGGGCCAGCAUGUCAAUUUUUCUUGAAGUCUUGAAAUGCCUUCUUUGUUGUGAAGAUGAGCAUGAGAAUUAUCAUGGUUCUUAUAAUCAAAUUCCCAGACAAACCAGUUUCCAUCAUGAAGAUUAUGAAUAUCAAACUCCCCAUAGAAACUACUCGCCACCCCUGACUUCUACUAAUCAAUCUCCAGCCUCCUAUAACUAUAAACCCCCAUCACCUCCAUCUCAAGCACCUAAAUCUCCUUUUAGUGCUUCUUCAUCAUCCCCUAAGCCUCCAACAUCUUCAUCGAAACCACGGCAAUCAUCUUCUCCAUCUCCUAAUUUCCCAACAUCUUUAUCUAAAACACAGCCAUCUUCUUCUUGCAAUACAUAUUCAACAUUCUCUGAGCCCCCAUCAUCUUCAUCUAAGCUGCCUCAAUCAACUUUUGUUAAUUCAUCUUCAUCUAAACUGUCUACAUCCUCCUCUAAACCACCUCAAGCUUCAUCAAAAUCACAUUCAUCAUCACCAAAUCCUCCAACAUCUCCAAAACCAUCUCCAUCCUCGGGACCGCCUGUGCCUUCCACUGAGUUCCCUCCAAUCUUUAAGCAAGUUCUAUCCCCAGCAUCCUCAAAUGUAAUAAACGAAAAGGGGGAGAAAAAUUAUGUAUGUGUUGAUAUUGUGCCUAUAUUCACGAUUCCUGAGGAUAUCAAAGAUUUGAUCAAGAAUGACAUUGUGCCUAAAGUUCUUAAACAGCCUCUGUCUCCCACGACAUAUAAGGAUUACUUUGCUGCUCUGUUAUAUGCUGAAGAGUUCUACCAUGAGAAAUGGGCUGAUUUCAAUAUGAAGAAUGUGACACUGAAGUUGCAUGAAGCAGCAGUUUAUAAAAAUAAAGACAAGGAAGAGAAAACCUUCGUAGAAUUUAUGAUUGAUUCUGUUCCUGAAAAUCGGCCUUUCCUUUUGUCGAGGGACUUAGUCCAUGUACGGCCAUCAGGUACAAAUGCUGAGCAGUUUCAGGGUAUUAUACAUCGCAUUAUUAGGAGCAAUCUUGUAUUAGUGGAAUUUGAAGAUGAAUUUUAUGAUUAUCAUUAUUCGACCCAAAAAUAUGAUGUCAGCUUCUCAUUCAAUCGAGUAUGUUUGAAAAGAGCUCACCAAGCAGUUCAAACAGCAUCGGAUACUUUGUUUCAGAACUUCCUCUUUCCCGAUUGUGUUUCCCGUACGAGCAUUCCCACUGCACCAGCGCUGCUGUCUGGCCGUCACAAACUUGAUGCCAAACAAUUAUCUGCUGUUCGUCAAAUUUUAAGCAUUCAGGGCUCACCACCUUACUUGGUGGCUGGCCAGCUUUGUGUUGAAAGGAACGUUUUUAGGCCGUCGAGAACUGGAGCGGUUGUUUGUGAAGCAGUGCACCAGUUAUGUCAAACCUCACUCAAAAAUAGGAUUCUGAUAUGUGCUCCUAGUAACCGCUGUUGUGAUGGGAUUAUGAGAAGCUUGUUGGAAGUGAUUCCAGAGUCAGAUAUGUUUCGAGCCAACGCUGCAUUCCGUGAGAAAGAUGAGGUGCCUGAUGACAUCCUCCCAUCAUGCCUUUACGAAGACCCUUAUUUCUCUUGUCCUCCAACUGAGAAGCUUAAAAAAUUCAGGGUGAUUUUCUCAACUCUCAUGAGUAGCUUUCGGCUACAUGAUAAAGGCCUAACUUCUGGACAUUUUAGUCAUAUUUUUCUGGUGGAUGCUUCAUCUGCCAUUGAGCCGGAAACAGCAGUGGCCUUAACUAAUUUUGCAGAAAAAAGUACUACUGUUAUAGUCACUGGUCAACCAGGAGAUAAUUCACGUUGGGUUCGCGCAGACAUGGCAAGGCAAAAGGGACUGAAGAUUUCAUACUUCGAGAGACUUUUCAAGUCAAGGCCAUAUAGAAGCCUCAAUCCAAUGCUUAUCACACAAUUGGACCAGUAG